This is a messenger RNA of Dermacentor andersoni, 2443 nucleotides long. RefSeq lists its product as uncharacterized. Gene Ontology annotation, cellular component: membrane. Gene Ontology annotation, molecular function: metalloendopeptidase activity; G protein-coupled receptor activity. Gene Ontology annotation, biological process: cell surface receptor signaling pathway; proteolysis; G protein-coupled receptor signaling pathway. Lineage: Eukaryota; Metazoa; Arthropoda; Arachnida; Ixodida; Ixodidae. The record is from RefSeq and is a predicted model, not a curated record.
CAUGGCAUAACCAGCAAGCAAGCAAGGGUAGAGGACGAAGAAGAAGAAGUGCGAGAACCGAGAAGACGUCAUGUCGGACGAGCUCCGCAAGUCCCACAAGAAACGCUCGAAAGAGUCGGCGCCGAAGGUCAAGGUCAAGGACGACCGCAAGCGUCCUCAUCGGUCGCCGUCGUCCGAGAAGAAGACACGGGCGGCGGCGCGUUCUCGGGCUUCGAAGAGCGCUACGUCCCUGAGGAGGCCGUCCUUGUCCGCGCGACAACGCUUGACGUCGCCGGCAGGGGCUCGCGCCAAAACAAAGGACCAUCCCACAAUGACCACCGUCGGCACCACCGCCGCUACCACGGAUGGUAAAAAGACCAAGGCUAAGCACUCCAAGCACGGGCGGCGAUGGACCGAAAGACUGAGUAGGAUCGACCUGUCGGCGCUGGGCAUCCACGAUCCGGUCAAGGAGGCCCAUCGCCGUGAGCGCCAACGAACCUUCCGUGCCUGCCUCGUCAUCGGCGCAGCUGUCGCGAUCGCUCUCGCCGUCUUUCUGGGCGUCGCCUGGACGUUGGCCUGGCAUUACCGCGCUCGAAGUUCCAUGCACCGUUCGGGAUGCCACACUGCGGCGUGCGCCAAGUACGCGGCCCUCUUAAGCGGCGCCAUCGACGAGAGGAACAGGCCGUGCGACAACUACUACCGACACAUCUGCAGCAUCGAGAAGAGACAGCUCAAGAACGCCAUCAGCACGGUGCACCGUAUCCGGCUCGACUCUUUCAAGGCUGUAACGACCAAGCUGCGGGAUAUGACUGUGCCGGAUGACCGCCAGUCGCCGCUACAGAAAGCGGCCGCCUAUUUGCAGGCUUGCGAGACCGUAAUCCACGGCAGCAACGUCCACGAGGUGAGGGAGGCUCUCAAAAAAGGCGGCAUCACGUGGCCCGACCACGUGGAUCCUUCGGCCAGUCUCAUCGACGGGAUUUUCUACAUGUCGGCGAAACUGCACACGACUGUCCUCUUUCGCGUAGAGGUGAAUGUCAGCAAGAACGCCACAGAGUCGCCCGCUGUCGCCUUCAGCUUGGACGAGGAGUUCAUAGCCGUACUUGAGAUGAUGAAGCAGCACAGGAUGACGAAGCGAAUCCUGGGCCACUUCAAGCUGACGUACGACAGCUUUGCGUCUACACCGAAGCUGGCCAACGACAAGGGGCGCUCCGAUCAGCUCUUCAAGGACCUCGUAGAAAUCGGCGGCAAAUUUAGGAACUCCACGUCCUACCAGAAUACCAUCGCCGACAGCGCGCCCCUCGAGCUUCACCCGCGUGACAUCCCAACGGUGGCGCCGUCUACCGACUACGACACCUGGAACGCCGCCCUGCGUCGCCACUUCAACCAGUCCUUCGACAACAUCACGUCAGUGACCAUCGAACGCCCCAAAUACUUCAAAGCGGUGUUCAUGGCGCACGCCGCGUUCGGGGCCUCCAAGGUUUUGGACAUUUUCGGCUGGCUCUGCAUACAAUCGCUGAUACACUUCACCAGCCGGAAGUUGCUCUCCAGUUACUACUACUCUUCCGAGGAACAGGCCUUCUCCGCGCACCGAAACCACUGCAUUGCACACACGCACGCGGCCUUCCGCUCCGCCAUCAACGCCCACAACUGGAUGAAAGUGCCCAAGGCGUCUCUACAGGACGUGCUCGAAACGGCGAACGACGUCUGGCGAGGCUUCGCGGAUCUGCUGGGCGAGGAAAACGAAACGCUGCUGGGCAGCUGGAGUCCGCCGCCCAAGGAUGCGUACGUGGAGGCCCUCUUCAGACACCGGAGGCUGUCCAGGCCCGACAAGGUCAACGCCUUCUACGCCUCCGUGCCCGCCAUGAAAAUGAAGCCGCUCCACAACUACGUGGCCGUCAAAGACGCCAUGUAUGGCCACAUGCGGGACCCGGACUUCCUGGACAUGAACCGGGCGUGGAAGAUCGAGGACUCCAGCAGCCUGCGGGCGUACAGCCUGGUGCCGCCCGAGCUCGAGUUCCCGUGGCUGGGACCGGGAAGGCCUUACGCCCUCGCCCUGGCUGGACUGGGCGUCCGAAUGGCGGCCACGCUCUACUUCCAAUCGGUGGCGAGGCUGGCCAACGCCUCAGAGACCACCGCCGCCAAUUUCAGAUGUCUGGCGCCCUCUGCCAAAGACGAAGACGGUGCCGGCUCGGACAUUCCGGCCGCAGCCGCUGCUCUGCGCGUGGUCUGGAGAACCUGGGAGGCGGCGAGAAGGGCGAACGCGACCCCGGCGAUCAACCUCGGCCCCGUGCCCAGCGACGCCGCCGUGUUCGCCUUCCACUGCUGGUUCUCGUGCGGACUGCGACCCUACAACGAAAUGCUUUGCAACUUGCCCCUGAUGCACUCUAGCGACUUCGCGCGCGUCUAUCGUUGCAAGGAGGGUUCGAGGAUGAACCCGAAAACCAAGUGCGCGAUCAGGGUGUAG